Messenger RNA from Hirsutella rhossiliensis, 1101 nucleotides. RefSeq lists its product as uncharacterized. The transcript is spliced from 6 exons. Lineage: Eukaryota; Fungi; Ascomycota; Sordariomycetes; Hypocreales; Ophiocordycipitaceae. The coding region runs from base 1 to 1101 and encodes 366 amino acids. The record is from RefSeq and is a predicted model, not a curated record.
AUGUUCCUCGCCGAAUUCGAAGGCCAUGAACUUGACGAGACCCCUGUCCCUGACUAUGAUACUGCCGAUGAAAUUGACGAUGAAGACCCAGCGAUUGGCUCGCUGUUCUUCACGCAAUCAUUCCUCGCAAAUUACGCUGUUCUACACCGUCUGACUAAGGAAGAUGCCUAUAGCGCUCCUCAAAAGGCCCCGGCACAACAAUUCCUUGUCGAUGACCGUUACACAACGCGUUAUCAGGGCAUCAUGCUCGACACAGUACGUAAAUGGGGCCACGCAUGGUUCCAUCUAGCUAGACUCCACCGACUGCUUAGAUGUGCCGGGCAUGAUGAUAUUGAUGAGCAGUUUACCCUUAGAGACGACCGCGAGUUCAAUUUCGAGAUAACCGCGGAUCGUUCCAAGGCGCCAGGCAGGUGCCUAUCGAAGCCCAACUCGAUUGGAAAGGUAGAAAAGGCACACGGCCCCCUCCGCCGCGCCUACGAUAUCCUCCAAGCAGAGUUGGGUGAGUCGAGAAGCCCAGAUGCCCUCCUCCAAAUGGCUGUAAAGGCAGUCAAUGACACAGCCGGCCCGGAUGGCCUUGUCCCUACCCUCCUCGUCUUCGGCGCAUACCCACGAAUCAACCACGAUUCACCGCCCUCUCCCCCUAUGAUCAAGCGCGCAGAGGCUAUUCGGAAAGCCAUGGCAGCCCUGCACCGUGCUGCCGCUGCCCGUCAGGUUAGAGAUGCCCUCAACACGAGGAAUGGACCAAAUGUGAGCGCGCUGCAGAGCUUCCCUGCAGAGCGAGGUCCUCGUGUGGAGAGGGCUGACGGCUGGACCGGCCCGUGGAUCGUUAUCGGCAAUAACGGCCACGAAAUAACAAUCAAUCAUGUCAAUGGCCCCGCAACUUCAGGAUCACAGCGGUCAAGAAAUACCACCGUGAUCCUCAGGCCCCUCAUCACAACCCCACGACGACUCGCAGCCGUCCCCGACGAGUCGACCCCAAUGCACCUAACCCCGAUCAAGAUGAUGCCCCUGUGCUCCUACCUGAACAACGCCGACGAGGACGCCCAAAGGCUCAAGAACAAGCCCAAGACCGGCGUAGCCAACCUGUCAAGAAGAAGUUAA